GGUACCAUAGCUAAAUUGUAUUAUCAUUCGGAUGUUCAAUGAGUUUGUCCAACAGUCGUCUGAAUCCGAUGGUGAUUGGGAGGUUCGUGAUCCCUUUAAAAACUUCAAAUUUACUCGAUAUUUGAAGGAAGAGGUUGUUCAGUCGAUAAGAAAAAAGCAAUAUGAAGAUGGUACGAGCAAAUGUGGUCCAUUUACCAAUCGCGCGUAUACAUUUGUCACAAUUCCUCGAUAUCUAGAAUCGUUUAUGGCUUAUGGGAUGUUGCAGUGUUUGGAUCACUUACUGGUUAUUUACACAUUUCUUCCAUUACGUUGUUUUCUCGCUGUAUUAAAUUUAAUGCUAAGAAUAUCCAGUGGAAUAUUUCAAUUUUUCACAUAUUUUAAUCAAUACCAUGAUGCACCUCCAUCGAAGACUUCACGGUUAACUUUACUGUAUAAUUAUGAAUUACGUGAUCUGAUCAAAUUUUCUUUAUUGUGUAUAUGUACUGUUAUUUUAACAAAAUAUGACAGUUCCAUGGCUUAUCAUGAAAUAAGAACACAAUCGGUGAUAAAAAUUUAUAUCUUUUUCAAUUUACUCGAGGUCGCAGAUCGUUUAUUAUCUGCUGUUUGUCAAGAUGCAUUGGAUGAUUUACUAUUUACGAUCAGUAAACCGCGAUCUGAUUCAGUUUUAUCUAAUGAUCUAGAGGAAAAUAGCUUCAUUUUCUGGCGUGAUAUUGUUUUACAGUACUGCUUUGCUUUCUUUUGUCUCAUAGCCCACUGCUUCCUUCUGCUAUGUCAAGUUACUACUUUAAAUGUAGCAUUCAAUUCACAAAAUAAAUCAUUGAUAACUGUGUUUAUUUCGAACAAUUUUGUUGAAUUAAAAGGUAAUGUAUUUCGUAAAAUGGGAAAAACAAAUUUAUUUCAAAUUGCUUGUGCUGAUGUGCGUGAACGAUUUCACUAUUGUGUUUGGUUUUCAAUUAUUGUAUGCCGUAAUAUGAAUGAAAGUGGAUGGAAUUUAGAUGAUCUUCAAACAAUUCUUAUUGAUGUAACCUAUAUUCUUCUAGCAGAAGUUGCUGUGGAUUGGAUAAAGCAUUCGUUCAUUACCAAAUUUAAUGUGAUCCCUUCAAAUGUUUAUGAGGAGUAUACUGUGAGCAUUGCAUACGACCUAUUAUUAUGCCAUCAGGGGAAGAAUACAUCAGAUUACUCCGACCUUCUCUCACGUCGUAUGGGUCUUACUCCGAUCCCCCUUAGUUGUUUAAUUAAUGCUAUGCUUUUUCAAACAAUAAGAAAUCCCAGCACUCUUUGCCUUACUUUACCGUUUGUUGUGUCUGUACUAUUUGCAGUUAAAGUUGCAACUAACCUUACCCUUAUGUCCAUGGCUUAUUCUCAUGUACGUGAGUACAUAAAUGCAGCAAGUACUGUUCGACAGGAUGAAAAUUGUUCUUUCGACAAUGAUAAAACUGGUGGUGUUUUCACAACUACAGUAAAAGGGAAUAUGAAACAGUCUCAACAUAUUCUUUCAGAAAAGGAAAUUCGGAUAUCAUCAAGAAAGCCUCCUUUUGGUUUCACAGGUUAUGACCAACCGACUAAAGAUGAAGAUUGCUUUUUGCCGACGGGUCUUAGGUAUCGGAAAUUCAAAAGCGACUCAGGUCCCGUAGAUAUAACAGUUAAUAUGGACAUAAAUCACUCACUAACUCCUGAAGAUACAUCAGAACUCGCUGGAAAUAAGCUUAGAGUGUUAAGUCCGAUUUCCACGGGUAGCAUUUGGAAUGAAUUGAUUGAACCAUAUCAAUCAAUUAUGGCCUCUGCAACCGGAACACCGAAGAGUCUAUAUGAACUUAGUGAAUCAGCCCCAUUAAGUAAGUGACUUCCCAUUUGACUGCUAGUUAAGUUACAUGAAAGUCGCACAACCUGCUCUUUUUCGACUAAUGUGUCAUCUUUCUAUUUCAUUUUAGCACCUCUUAGUCGAAUAGGGUCAGCAAAUCGGAUAUUCAAUCCUGGGAAUAAUAAGUCAGAAAUCGAGUGCGAACGUGGUUUCCAUGGUUCAUGCGUGUUCCAGACUGAAGAUAAACCUCAGUUUACUGCUUACACAAAUACUCCAAUUGCUACAUUACAUAAUGAGGGACUACAUGUACGCAACAGGUAUGAGAUGACUAGUAUCUUAGAAUUAUAUAGCAAUAAAGACGAAUCAUUUACAACAAUGGUACGACCUCCUAGUGCUUGUGUUUUAUUAAGACCAAGGUAUUACAGUAUCGAUCUAGGUAUUCUGAGUACCUUUUUAAAUUCUAUGGAACGCAAUGUACGUGCUACAGAUGAAACACCAAUUAAAGAUGGAAGUGCUCAGGAAAAUGAAUCAAAGCCUACCUAUACUUUCAAUCCUAUACACAAACGCCGGAUACGUACAAUGACUGAAAGUUCAGGCACUGCCCCUUCACAUCCUCCAAGGGACCCUACAAUACCAAUUCUAUUGGAACGAAGCAGUAGAAAUAGUACGGCCAACCAGUUCGGUUUGGAUCAACUGAAACCAAUAACACCUGGACGAGUAAAGCAGCCAUUGUCUGAUAUUGAUCGUUAUUCAAUGGUAGAAGGACAAAUUAGUUGACUCAACUUGUGUAAUUUAAUGACUGUACAUUUCUUGUAUGUAUAUUCUAAAAUAACAAAAUGUUUU
Messenger RNA from Schistosoma mattheei, 2644 nucleotides. Lineage: Eukaryota; Metazoa; Platyhelminthes; Trematoda; Strigeidida; Schistosomatidae. The record is from the annotation of a GenBank genome assembly.